AUGCUGCGUCAGUGUGUUCGCCAGUUUGUUCAGAAGCUGGUCCGCAGGCGGCCACUGGAGCCCCGGGAGGAGUCUGAGAGUCGCAGAGCUCCGCUGAGCACCCUCGGCCUGGUGCUCUUGGGCGUGGGCAGGACUCUGGGCGCUGGUGUGUACGUCCUGGCCGGCGUCAUGGUCAUGUUCAUCACUGGACCGGCGAUCAUCAUCUCCUUUUUGGUGGUCGCCCUGUCUUCUGUGUUGUCUGGACUCUGCUAUGCCGAACUUUGGGCUUGGGUACCACGCUCCGGUUCUGCGUAUCUCUACAGCUACGUCACCAUGGGAGAACUCUGCGCCUUCAUCAUUGGCUGGGACCUCUUGCUGUAUUUAGUGGCUGCUGCUUCCUGUUUAACAAGGGCUUGGAGUUACACCUUUGACAGCCUCAUUGGGAACCAAAUCUCUCAAGCCUUAGAGAGAACUUUCUCCCCACAUAUGUCCUCUUUCCUGGCCCCGUACCCAGACUUUGUUUCAUUGGGCCUGGUGCUGCUGAUGACUGGACUACUGGGUCUGGGAGCUCGUGUGACAACCCUGAUUAUCAAAGUGUCCACAGGCUUGAACCUUUUUGUUCCCAUCUUCAUGAUCCUCUCUGGCUUCAUUAAGGGAGACCUGCACAACUGGCAGCUCACAGAACAGGACUACAGAUUGAACACAUCUGGAUCCAGCAGCACUUUUAGCUUGGGCCCUCUGGGUUCUGGAGGGUUUGUGCCGUUUGGCUUUGAAGGGAUUCUCCAAGGAGCAGCUCUACUUUUCAUCUCCUAUUUUGGUGUUUAUGGCAUGGUCACUGCAGGGAAACUAGCCCCAAAUCCUCAGCGUUCCAUCCCCUUGAGCAUGGUGAUCUCCAUCUUCAUCGGCUUUCUGGCGUACUCUGGAGUCUCAGCGGCGCUCACCCUCAUGGUGCCCUACUACCAGAUUCACCCUUACAGCCCCUUACCACAGGCUUUCCUCCAGGUCGGAUGGGACCCGGCUGCAUAUGUCAUGGCUGUUGUCUUACUGUGUACCCUUUUAUACAGCUUCCUAUGGGCCAUGGUCUCCAUGUUUCAUUUGAUCUAUGCAAUGGCAGCUGAUGGGCUCCUUUUCCAAGUUCUUGCCCAGAUCCACACCCGUACAGGCACCCCCGUCAUGGCCAUCUUGGCUUCUGGAACUCUGACAGGGUUCACGGCAUCACUCCUCAGCAUCCUUGAUCUGGUGAAACUCAUGUCAGCCGGGGUCCUGCCUGCUUACACCCUUGUGGCUGUUUCCAUACUUGUCCUCAGGUACCAACAAGACAAAAAUUUAAGCAAGAAUGAGAAAAUAAAGGAGGAAAUUGAGAUUGCUGAUAAUGAACCAAGUCCUUCAGAACCUGUACCUGAAGCAGGAACCUCAAGCAUUCUGAAGACUCUGUGGUACCCUACCAGCCCCAUCCCCACCCGGAAAUCUGGCCAGAUUGUCUAUGGAUGUGCCUUCCUGCUUGUUCUCCUGCUGAUAAUCCUGAGCCUGAUCCUGGCCCAGUGGCCCAGCCAGGUGUUCUAUGGAGACCCCGUGCUCACAACAGUGGCUGUGCUGCUGCUGCUGCUCAUCACUGGGGUCACAGUCAUCAUCUGGAGGCAGCCCCAGAGCCCCACUGCUCUUCACUUCAGGGUCCCUGCUCUGCCUGUCCUCCCACUGGUGAGCAUAUUUGUGAACAUUUACCUGAUGAUGCAGAUGGACACUGGGACCUGGGUCCAGUUUGGCAUCUGGAUGGGGAUUGGAUCUGUCAUAUACUUUGGAUAUGGGAUCCGACACAGCUUCAAGGAGAAAAAUGAACAGUCACCAGCCUCCAACUCCCAAAUGCUGGACAAAAAUGUCCCCAGUGAUGAAUCGUCUUAACCAUGAGAAACAGAUGCUGUGUGGAAUACCUCCAUACACUG
Messenger RNA from Dama dama (fallow deer), 1919 nucleotides. Its product is annotated as cationic amino acid transporter 3-like. Lineage: Eukaryota; Metazoa; Chordata; Mammalia; Artiodactyla; Cervidae. The record is from RefSeq and is a predicted model, not a curated record. Gene Ontology annotation, biological process: amino acid transport; transmembrane transport. Gene Ontology annotation, cellular component: plasma membrane. Bases 1 to 1878 code for a protein of 625 amino acids. Gene Ontology annotation, molecular function: amino acid transmembrane transporter activity. The transcript is spliced from 11 exons.